GCGCGAGUGGCGGCGGUGGUGGCACAUGUCGUUGGGAAAUGUGACAAUGCAGAUGCGUGGAUGAAACUAUUGAAGGAUGUGAAGAAGAAGUUGGGCGCAGUUGUCACUGCGAAAGCGCGGGCCAAACGCGGGUACAGGGCGAUCUGGGGUUACGGCACCAUCGACCAGAUGCAUAGCGAGGCAUGGUGGGGAGAGGCGCAUGACAACGCCGAAGGCCCAUGCAUGGAGGACAUGGGCGCCGACGAGCCCGAGUUCGUGCGGGGGUCCUCCAGCAAGAUCAGGAAGACUACCGCCGCUGAGCCCGUCGCGCCCCCCCACGCCAAGGCCGCGAUGCCAGAUGUGACGGUUGGUGGGCAGAUGCAGAUGUACCAGAACAUGGUCGGGGAGCAGUUGGCCGCGGCGCUCUUCGCCAAUGCGAAGCUUCCGCCUCGUGAGGAGCCAACGCUCGGCAAGUCGGCGACGGCCGAGCAAACAGUUGACGACGAAGAGCCCGAUGCCAACCUGAGCGACGACGAGGCCGCCCUGCGCAAGCUGCUCGCCACCAAG
Molecule: messenger RNA, 546 nt
Organism: Prorocentrum cordatum
Lineage: Eukaryota; Dinophyceae; Prorocentrales; Prorocentraceae
Source: the annotation of a GenBank genome assembly